Messenger RNA from Fulvia fulva, 1821 nucleotides. RefSeq names its product RNA-binding protein rsd1. The transcript has 3 exons. Gene Ontology annotation, molecular function: RNA binding. Lineage: Eukaryota; Fungi; Ascomycota; Dothideomycetes; Mycosphaerellales; Mycosphaerellaceae. Gene Ontology annotation, biological process: mRNA processing. The record is from RefSeq and is a predicted model, not a curated record. Gene Ontology annotation, cellular component: nucleus. Bases 1 to 1821 code for a protein of 606 amino acids.
AUGGCCGCACCACUAGACAUCGCCGACCUUCUCGAGCGCGAGGAAAAGAAGGCAAAAGACAGGCUCAGACAGGCACAACUCGGCACAGAUGGCGGCGGCGAUCAGGUCAUGGCCGAGACAACACCAGAGCCUGAGCUCAAAUCAAGCCGCGAUCCGCGUCGACUGGACCGCCCUGCCGACCUCGACUCACCACGCACAAGCAAGCCCGACGACGAAACCCGGCGUGAUUGGUCCUCGAAAGACAGGUAUACGAACGAGCGGGAAGAGAACGACGAGCGCCGCGCCCGGCGAUCCCGCGAGGAUGAAGCGAACGGCGGCAGUGACAAGGAAAGUGCUAAUGGAAGUGUGCGCAGCAAGCGUAGAAGUCGCUCACCAAGGCCAGAUAGCCGUCGUGGACACCGGGACCGCCGAGAUGACUACUACCGUCCUGGAGCGAGAUCCUCAGUCGAUCGCGAUGAUGACUUUCAUUACCGCCCCAAAGGAGAUCGUCGUCGUGACGACCGACCACGUAGCAGAGACCGCGGCUCUGGUCGGGAUCGUGGUGGACGCGAUGACCGUGAUCGUCGUGGUGGUGGUGGACGUGGUGAGCGUGGUGAUCGCGAUUCCCGUCGUUCUCCACAAGGCGGCAAACCAACUGAGCCAACUGAUGAUGAGCGCGACAGGCGUACCGUUUUUGUGCAGCAACUUGCUGCUCGUCUCCGAUCUCGUGAGCUUAAGGACUUCUUUGAGCAGGCUGGAUCCGUGGUGGAUGCACAAAUCGUGAAAGAUCGUGUCAGUGGACGCUCUAAAGGUGUAGGAUACGUUGAGUUCAAAGAAGAGGAGUCUGUACAAAAGGCUAUUGCACUUACCGGGCAGAAGCUACUGGGCAUUCCUAUCAUUGCACAGCUCACCGAAGCAGAAAAGAACCGCCAAGCGCGCACCACCGAGGGUACCGCUACCCAGUCGAACGGCAUUCCCUUCCACCGCCUUUAUGUUGGCAAUAUCCACUUCUCCAUCACCGAGGACGACCUGAAGAACGUCUUUGAGCCAUUUGGCGAACUCGAGUUCGUACAACUGCAAAAGGAAGAGGCUGGACGCUCGAAAGGAUAUGGCUUCGUUCAGUUCAUCGACCCAACUCAGGCCAAGGAGGCUCUCGAGAAGAUGAAUGGCUUCGAGCUCGCUGGUCGUCCAAUUCGUGUUGGGCUCGGUAACGAUAAGUUCACCCCAGAGUCCACGCAGUCUCUCCUGCAGCGAUUUGGAGGCGGGCAAGCCAACACUCAGGGGUCAUCCUUCUCCGGGAUGGGUGGCCGCGGUGCUCACGCUGGUGGUACAGGCAACUUCGACCGAACGACGGCUCGUGACGUCGACAAGACUGGCGGUGCUAGUGCACUCGACGAUACUGACGUCGGUGGUGUCAACUUCAGCAACUACAGUCGUGAUGCGCUCAUGCGUAAGCUGGCGCGUACUGACGAACCAGAGCAGAAAAUGGCUCCAAAGACUCAACAGGUUAAGAAGGCUGUUGUCGAACAGCCCACUGCUACCCGCUGUGUGCUCUUGAAGAACAUGUACGACCAGAACACAGAGACUGACCCGAACUGGCAAGACGAGCUCAAGGAAGACGUCAAGGGCGAAUGUGACGAGAAGUAUGGCAAGGUCGUUCACAUCGGCCUUGCACUCGACAACAACGAUGGCGAAAUCUACAUCAAAUUUGACCGUGUCCAGGGCGGCGAGAACGCUAUUCGAGGUCUCAACGGCCGGUGGUUCGGCGGACGCAUGAUCACCGCUCAGUACGUGGUCGAUGCAGUCUACCACAUGAACUUCCCAAAGGCCGCGCAGGUGUAG